UGCAGGUGCAAAGACCUAGGCCUCUGCAAUAUGGAGUCUACGGUGGCAGAAAAAAAUGAAGAAAAAAAUGAAGAAGUCUGGUUUGAAUUUUAUGAAUCCUUCACGGACUUGUUUGAAUUCUUUUGUGAUAACACCACUAUCCAUGGUACAGUCAGACUGAACUGCUCCAGGAGGAACAAAAUGAAGACUGGCUUUUGGGUAGUCCUUUUCCUUUGUGCCUUUGGAAUGAUGUAUUGGCAGUUUGGAAACACAUUUAAUCAAUACUGGUCCUAUCCAACCAAGAUAGCCAUUUUACUGCAAUCAAAGGAAAUUAACUUUCCUGCCAUCACGGUCUGCAAUCUCAACCCCUACAGGUUUGACCAGGUCAAUGAGUACCUUAACCAGUUGGAUCAUCUGGCAGAGGAAACGUUGAGCACGUUGUAUGGUUACAAUGCUUCCAUACAUUUACACAAUGGUACAGAGAUUCUUGACCUUAACGACAUCAUGAAUAAUAUCACUAUUAAAGAUGAUGGGAUUUUUCUUUUAGACAAAACAAUAACUUUGAUAAAAAUCAACACAGAAGAUGUAAUCAAAAACGUUACUGGGAAAAGUGAAAAAGUGGGAUUUAAGCUGUGCGAUUCAUCCGGUAUCGAUUGCUACUACCGCUCCUUCUGGUCAGCAAUGGAUGCAUUUCACGAGUGGUACAAGUUCCAUUUUAUGAACAUUAUGUCUGAAAUCCCCUUGGUGCUGCAGAUACCAGAUGCGUUGGUGCGGAAGUUUGUUUUGACUUGUGAAUUCAAUGGAGCCAAGUGUGGCAGUAAUUACUCACAUUUUCACCACCCAACCUACGGUUUGUGCAUCACUAUAAACGGAAACAGGAAUGUUAGCAAAGGUUGGACUUCAAUUAAGGCUGGGAAGAUGUACGGAUUGUCCUUGACGCUGAAGACAGACCAGAACGAUAAUAUGCCCAUUUUGUCAAGUGCAGCAGGUGCUAAGGUCAUGAUUCACAACCCUAACCAGUUUCCACUGGCAGAGCAUGAAGGAUUUGAUAUAUGGCCAGGGACCGAGACUUCAAUCAGUAUUAGACAGGAUCAGAUGAACCGUUUGGGUGCACCAUACAGUGACUGUAUCUUAGAUGGGAGCAACUUAGACUUCCAGCUGAUGUACAAUUCAUCCUACACCCAACAGACUUGUCUACAGUCUUGUUUCCAGUAUAAGAUGAUAGAGACCUGUGGAUGUGGAUAUUAUUUUUAUCCAUUGCUUCCUGGGAUGGAGUACUGUAACUACAACAAGCAUCCUGGAUGGGGACAUUGUUUCUAUCGGCUGUAUCAGAAGAUGUUAAAUCACAGGCUCGUCUGUUUUAAGAAGUGCCCAAAGCAGUGCAGUGAAACAAUGUAUCAGCUAUCAGCAGGCUUUGCUAAGUGGCCCACAUCUGUGUCUAAGGGCUGGGUCACAGGCGUAUUAUCCAAUAGCACUGGCUACAAGAGAACUAGUAGAAGAAAUGAUAUUGCCAAACUUAAUGUAUAUUUCCAAGAACUGAGUCUGCGCUCAUUUGUUGAAACACCUGCAAUAGAAAUUCCGAAUCUACUUUCUACUAUGGGAAACCUGUGGAGCCUUUGGUUUGGAUCUUCAGUGCUGUCAGUGGUAGAAAUGGCAGAGUUGGUGUUUGAUGUUGCAGCCAUGUUGAUCAUAGUUGGCUACAUAAAGUUUGGAAAGAAAAGGGAAGAAAAUCAUAAUGUGAAUCUGUAUAUCAUCCAACCAGAUGGUAUGUCUGACCAUGAUGGAGGAACUUUAACCACCUCACAAGUCCAUGAGACAUCUGACCAUUUGGAUGGCAAAAUAGAUUCUAAACCUGCUUAG
Bufo bufo (common toad) is the source of this 1839-nucleotide messenger RNA. RefSeq names its product sodium channel epithelial 1 subunit delta (gene SCNN1D). Gene Ontology annotation, cellular component: membrane. The transcript is spliced from 13 exons. Gene Ontology annotation, molecular function: ligand-gated sodium channel activity. The record is from RefSeq and is a predicted model, not a curated record. Bases 31 to 1839 code for a protein of 602 amino acids. Gene Ontology annotation, biological process: sodium ion transmembrane transport. Lineage: Eukaryota; Metazoa; Chordata; Amphibia; Anura; Bufonidae.